CCGAGCCGCAGAGCAUGGCGCUGAGGGCGCUGCGAGUGGAAGCGGCCGCCGAGGGCUCCAGCACCGAGAGCCAAGCCGGCAAGAAAGGCAGCGCCACCGAGAGUGUCAGCGCCGACGAGGAGAAGGAAAGCAAGGCGGGCGACAGCGCAUCCAAAGAGCCGCCGGAUAACUCCAGAGACCUCUCCAAGUCCCAGAGUGAGGAGAACGAGGAGGAAGCCGAGAUGAAAGCGGUCGCCACUUCACCCGACGGCAGGUUUCUGAAGUUUGAUAUUGAACUGGGAAGAGGCUCUUUCAAAACCGUCUACAAGGGUCUGGAUACAGAGACAUGGCUGGAGGUUGCCUGGUGUGAGCUUCAGGACAGAAAACUUGCAAAGGCAGAGCGUCAGCGAUUUCGAGAGGAGGCAGAAAUGCUUAAAGGAUUGCAACAUCCCAACAUCGUUCGAUUUUAUGACUCUUGGGAAAGUACUCUGAAAGGGAAGAAAUGCAUUGUUUUAGUUACUGAAUUAAUGACCUCAGGAACAUUGAAAACAUAUUUAAAAAGAUUUAAAGUGAUGAAAGCAAAAGUAAUGCGAAGCUGGUGUCGGCAGAUAUUGAAAGGAUUAUAUUUUCUACACACGAGAACUCCACCAAUUAUUCACCGGGAUUUAAAAUGUGAUAAUAUUUUUAUUACUGGGCCCACUGGAUCGGUGAAGAUAGGAGAUUUGGGUCUUGCAACUCUAAAGCGUGCCUCUUUUGCCAAAAGUGUUAUAGGCACACCAGAGUUCAUGGCUCCAGAAAUGUAUGAAGAGCAUUAUGAUGAAUCUGUGGAUGUGUACGCUUUUGGAAUGUGUAUGUUAGAAAUGGCUACCUCAGAAUAUCCAUACUCAGAAUGUCAGAAUGCUGCCCAGAUCUAUCGGAAAGUUACAAGUGGUGUGAAACCAGCAAGUUUUGGCAAGGUCACAGAUCCAGAAAUAAAAGAGAUCAUUGGAGAAUGCAUCUGUCAAAAUAAAGAAGAAAGAUAUUCGAUAAAGGAUCUAUUAAAUCAUGCAUUCUUUGCGGAGGAGACUGGACUAAGGGUUGAGCUUGCUGAAGAGGAUGAUGGAAAAAAAGAUUCAAUUGCUAUGAGACUUUGGGUUGAAGAUCCUAAGAAGCUGAAGGGCAAGCCCAAGGACAAUGGAGCUAUUGAGUUCAGCUUUGAUUUGAAUAAAGAAAACCCUGAUGAUGUUGCACAAGAAAUGAUUGAUUCUGGUUUCUUUCAAGAAUGUGAUGCCAAGACCGUUGCCAAGUCAAUACGAGACAGAGUAGCCUUAAUUAAGUGGAGAAGAGAAAGAUGUCAGCAAGUAAUUGUGAUAAGUGCCCAAAGAGAAACAACAGAAUUGGAAAGACAGAAGGAUUGUUUUCAUCCAGUGACAUGUACACCCCAGUCAGGUCUGCAAAUCCCCUCCGAACUAGAAGAACCUGAAGCCGAUCAACAUGUACAUCAGAGUCUGCUCGUUAGUGUCACAUCUGUUAUGUCUGACAGUACUUGUGACAGUGGACAAGGGUCGACACUUUACUCUGACUCGCAAGGAAGCCAACAAAGUGUAGUGUACCCAUCCGUUCAUGAAUCGAUGCCUCCAAGAGUACAGCAGAUCUUCAGUCCACCUCAGAGUGAUAUUCAAGCACCUUCUAUUAGUGCACAGCAGCUGUUGGCUCAACACCAACACACAUCUACAAAACAGGUGCCGAUAGUACAGCCUCUUGUCCAGACCACAACUCUGCCAUCAACACAGUAUCAGGUUCAACAACCUCUGCCAACACAGCUAUCUCAACAUCCUGCUGAACUAAAGCCAUUAUCGGUGAGCAUUCCACAAGUUUCAGUUCACUACUCGAUUGAAAUAGGAACUCCACCACAAAGGCAUCAGAUAUCAAUUGUGCCAAUGCAGCAUUUAGUUUUGCCAUCACCUCUUGCUGAAACUGUUCCAGAAACUGGUACCUUCACCGAGCAACGAAUACAAGUGCAAUCCAGUGGUGUCCCACAUUCAGUGCAACAAACAAUGCCAGUGCAAGUCAAUAUUCCUCAGUCGUUAAACCAACAGAACAAAGAUACUCCCUUGGCAACUAAGCAGAUCUCUACUGAUGCUCAAAGUGACAGUCAUCCUCAGCAUGAUAAACAGACAACAACAUGUGGCUGUUACGAUAAUAUAUGUUCUGAUGCUGCUUCAGGAAGAGAGAUGAGUGAUGGUUAUGAAGGAAUUCAUGCCAGUGGGAGACAGGAGAACAAAAGUUCACGAAAGCAUCAUAAGAGGUCUACACGUACUCGGUCGCGUCAGGAAAAGGCCAGUAAGCCAAAGCUGACUCUUCUUAAUGUGUCAAAUGUGGGAGAUAAGAUGGUUGAAUGCCAACUGGAAACUCACAAUCACAAAAUGGUCACCUUUAGGUUUGAUUUGGAUGGUGAUGCUCCAGAUGAAAUAGCAAGUUAUAUGGUAGAGAAUGAUUUUAUACUAGAAAUGGAGAAGGAGAUUUUCAUUGAACAGAUGAAAGAUAUAAUGGACAAAGCAGAGGAUAUGCUCACAGAAGAAACAGAUGGAGAAAGUGGCUGCAUUCAUAAUACAAAUAUACAAGAGGUUGCUGGAAAGUCUGAGUUUGAGGGCCAGAUGCCAGUAUCUCUACAAUCUCAACAGAAUGUCCUGCAUACGGGCCGAAGAUGGUUUAUUGUAUGUCCAGUUGUGGAAAAUACUGCAACAGAACGGUCAGAAUCUGCAUCAGAUGUUCAUUCAACUCAGCCACAGCCAGCUACUAAUCUCGAAGCAGAACUAGGAAUCGAUGAUGAGCAAGUUGAACCUAUAGCAUCUGCUACAAAUGAUAGUAUCACUGGUCAUCGUAAUGUAUCUCCACCUUUGGUACCGAUGCUGUCUAAUAUUAUUCAUCCAACAAAUUUAGCUGCACCAGCAACAAUGUCACCCCUUAUUUCUAUGCUGUCAAUCCAAGCAGAGGAUAAAACCCUAAAUGAAGCACAACAGAGCAGUCACCACGUAUAUACUGCUGUUUCCAAUGGAUCGGAUAUUUCACUUCAAAGCCAACUUGCAGUUCAUGAGCAUUUAGAAGUUUGUUCUGCAUCUGUGGUUCCAUUGCAGUCAGAGGAAGAACAAUCAGAUUUGGUUUAUAGCCCCCCUGUGGUUGUAGAUGUGUCAUGUUGUCCAGUUGUUCACCCUAUUCCAAUCCAACCAAUAUCUAUCCAAGCAGAGCAUAAUCUUCCUACUCAAUAUUCUGAACCUAGCCCAAUUCACAGCGUGGUCUCGGAGCACCAAUCUGUACCACCAGCCUGCAUUCCUGAUGUUACUCCACAGUCUGUUGUAAAACAGCAACCUUUUGCAAACCAGAUGCAAUCAGCUGUGUGCAUUUCUGGAGCAGUCAUUAAUACAGCAAUGGGUUCUCAGCCCCAGAGUCCUGCACAAGUAGUUCCAGGUGUUAACCAGCAAUAUGCAGCACAAGCGCAAUCUCAGUCAAUUACUUUGACUGGUAUUAUUAGCAGUCAGCAACAACUUUCUGUUGUGGUUGAAUCAGACAGUGAAGGACCACGUAAAAUUGAAUUUGUAGAUAGUACAAUAAAGACGCUGGAUGAAAAAUUACGCACUUUAUUAUAUCAAGAACCUGGUGGAAUUCUCCCUGCACAUCCUGCUGCAGAGUGUUCUGAAACUGCUGCUCUGGGAGAGGUGGGUUGCACUGAAGAACUUUAUGCUGAGCCCCUUGGUGAAGUCCUAAAUGCUGCACUUUCUGUGGCUGUUUCGGUUCACGAUGUAAAGAAUAUAGAUGCACCUGUCCAUUCUGUGUUACCAAUAACCCAAGUCCCUAUUAUGGGGUCACCACCAAGUUUGCACUCUUUGCCUGCAGAGUUGCCUGAAGAAACUUCUAAUCAAGUUGUUCUUAGGGAAGUUCUGUACCAGGAAGUGAAAGCGCCAGUAUUACCUGUAAUGGGAGACUCCAUUUUGGCUUCAACAACACUAGAGUCUGGAUCCACUGAUAUUACUAAUCAAAAGGUAGAAGUUAAAGAGUUUAUUAAAAGCUAUGUACAACCACAGACAACAGAAUUGUCCACAGGAGCAUCGAUUAUAAACAGUCAAGUUACUAUCGCUGACAUCAAUGGAACAGGCUCAUCCGACGCAAUGUUUGUUAUGUCAUCUACAGUGGAUCUUCUUCCUCUAACAAUAGACCGGUUUGAGGUUGUUCCAACAUCUCAGGACAUUGUUAACAAAAUUGAGCAUUAUGCAAAAAGUGAAGCUAAGCCAAAUGAAGCACCAGAUUCACCAGGAGGAAAUGUAUUCUGUCAAUCACUAGCAAAUGGUGAAAGUGACCAGAAGAAAGAAAAAAUGGAAAAUAAGCUGCUGUCCAUUACAAGAAUCGACACAAUUGGCAGAUUUUCAGUUAUUAGCACAAAAGAUGAAGUAACUUUAAAAUAUCCUUGUCGCAAUAGAUAUUCUGCACCUCCUGAGCUUUAUUCAAGUGCAUCUCCUACUAGCCCUGACUUGAAACCUUUGGUUACUCGAACUCAAACUUCUGUUCCGUUGGAAGUUGGGCUUCGCAGCCAUCCAUCUUCAGAUUCCGAUGAACCAUUCAGAACAAAACCAAACGUUCAACCAUCAGUUGUUUGCAAUCAGACAAGCACAGGUGGAGAAUUUCCUUUACCAAGAAAAUCAGCUGCUUUGUUAAAAACUGAGAGGCAGAGACCUGAACUUGCACAUGGUCAGGCAGCAGCUCCUCCAACCAUAACUGUUAAUUCUGCAUCUCCUUCCCAGUCAUCGUAUAUGAGCAGUGACAAUGACUCUGAAUUUGAAGAUGCUGACAUGAAAAAAGAACUACAGAUACUGCGAGAAAAACACAUGAAAGAGAUCUCAGAGCUUCAGGUUCAUCAAAGACAUGAAAUAGAGGAAUUGUAUAGACGUUUAGGAAAACCUUUACCAACAGCUUUAGGAUUCUUGCAAGCUGUGCCACCUACAGGCAGAAGACGGAGACCCAGCAAGAACAAACUAAAAGCUUGCAAGCUUCUUAAUCCAUUAGUGCAGUCACUGAAGAAUACAGCCUCCAAUUUAAGUCUUCAAACAGAUAAUUACACAACUUCUACUGCUCGAGAUGGCCCAAGAAGCUGUGAUACACCAGAGCCUACUCAAUCCCAAGAAGUGCAGACUAAACAACCCUGCUCCAUCAAGUCCUCCUUAUCCUCUGACAACGUUUAUUCAGGCUUUCUUAGCGAUGCAGCAGGUGCUGCACAAGGUGACACAGCCCAAGGCUGGACGGUUUUCCACCAAACGUCUGAGAGAGUGACCUAUAAAUCUAGUAGCAAACCUCGUACCAGAUUCCUCAGUGGACCUGUGUCUUUGUCCAUCUGGUCUACUCUGAAACGGCUAUGUCUAGGCAAAGAUCGCAGUAGGUCUUCAAGUAGCAGCAGUACAAAUCACUCAGUGCAGCAGAUUUUACAACAGCAACAACACCAGCCCCAACAUCAUCAGCCACCUCAACAACAAAAUCAAACCAAUAACAGUAACAACAAGAAGGGAACUUUUACAGAUGACCUGCAUAAGCUUGUAGAUGAUUGGACAAAGGAAACUGUUGGAGCUGCACAGUUCAAACCUUCUUUAAACCAAUUAAAGCAGCACCAGCAUAGAUUCGAUAAGGAGCCUAGGCAAAAAUCAUCCCAGCAUGAUGGAACAGCUGCCCCAGGGAUGACAAGAAAGUUCUCUGUUCCAGUGACAUGUCCUACAUCAACAGCUUUAACACCAGGAAAAUCAACAGUACCAGCAGGAUUGCCAGCUACUUCUAUCCCUGGUACAGUACCUACUUACAUGCUGCCUCUGUGCCAGUAUGGUGGCAUGAUCCCAGCACCGCUUUAUGGUGUGCAAUGGCCCGGUGUCUCAGGUCCAGCUUCACAGCCUGGGGUAUUCAGUGCUCAAGGAAUAUCCUCAUUUCCAUCUCUUAGCAAAGGAGGCAUACAGAUGUUUCCGGUACCAAUCCAAAAACCUAUUAUAAACCCAUCUGGGUCCAACGUGAGGACUACCUAGCUUUGUUGUGAAGAAUUUGAAACCAGAAGGACAUGGGGUGGAGGGAGGGAACAUUUCUGAGAACAGUUUAAUUUAACUGCUUUCUUUAUAAAGAUAAAAUUAAAUAUACUUGAUUGUAGCUGAAUACUAUUGGCAGCCAGGGUGGGCUUGCUAAUGCACAUAGCCAUACAUUGCAAUGAGCAAUCACUGUGAAAUAUUUUCACAAAGCAUUGCUGAAAGCUAGAUAGUUCUUGGGCGAUAGAUGCAUUUGUCUUGCGAUUUGGACACUUUAUAUUUUGCUUUGUACAUUUAACACUAGUAACCUUAAACUGAGUUUAAUUAACUUGAAUGGAUAUUGAGAUAAAUUUAAUAACCCUGCAGGAGUACAGUGCCUUGAAUUAUGCUUUUCAGUUUCCUCUGGAAAGAAAUAUUUAAAAGGUUUUUUAAGUUUCUGCUGUGGUCUGUUGGACAUGUUUUAGUUUAGUUAUGAAAAGCCUGAAGGUUUACAAGAUGUCUGUUACUGGUAACUUAGCUACAUGCACAUGAACAAUGAAUAUUUAUAUCUGUUGCUUUAUUGUCAUUGUCACAUGAAAGUAACUAUAUUAAUGCUGCUAGAAUUGUCUCCUUUUUUUUCAGGGACUUAAAUUCACAUACAAAACAAAUUAGCUGCUGCUCAAUCCACUUGCUUCUGUAGGGAUAACUCGAGUAAUUCUGAUUCUAAAUUCAUUAAGGAGAAAAAUAAAAGUGUGACCUUUAUCUGCUAUGUUUAAAUAUCUGCACAUAAGUUCACUCAAGUUGUGGUAUUGUUUUAGAGAAGCAUUGAACUUUAUUUAAAUUGCUGAUAUACCAACAGUAUUAACACUACACAGCAAACUGUCAUGUCUUUUAUGUUAUCUUGUGCUUUUCAAUGAUAUGAACACUUUAUUUAUGUAUGCUUAACCAUGAAUGGAUUUGGCUGGAAUGAAUAUUUAUCAGAAGGUUUGUUUGUAGCUGGGAAAGCACUGAAUGAUUUUUGUUUGUUUAGUUAAACUGUAACUUAUUCAGCAUAUAGGUUGCUUUAUUUUUGAACACAAUCUGUCUUGAUGGCUAGGGGGAUCAAAUCUUAACUUUUGUAUUGUUAAGCCUCAUGCAGAACUUGAAUUAAUAGAACACCAAGUGGAACGCUUUGGGGACAGAAAGGCAGAUGAGAGGUAAGCAAGGUAGAUGUGACACUUUACAAAGUCAGUUCCAAAAGUACACUGCUCUGAUUUCUUUCCUGCAAUAUUUUAUACGACAUGCUGAAAGGCAGAGAUGUCUUGUACUGCCAAGCUGUGAAGAAUUGUAUUGCUACUGUACUUCUAAUUGUUAAUGUCUAAAUUAUUUUGUUUAUACCCUUUAAUAUUCAUCAAUUCAGUUAGAAUUGGAAUUUUAUAGAACAUUGUGCAGAAUCUUCUGCCUUGGCAAAACACUUCCUGUAGUAAGAGAUUUCUGUUCUCUGUUAUUUGUAUCUUGCAUUUAUUUUGUUUAUAUUUAUGUCUGUAUGCUUCAUGAGCAAAAAUGG
Messenger RNA from Hemiscyllium ocellatum (epaulette shark), 7533 nucleotides. RefSeq names its product WNK lysine deficient protein kinase 2 (gene wnk2). The coding region runs from base 15 to 6014 and encodes 1999 amino acids. Gene Ontology annotation, cellular component: cytoplasm; cytosol. Lineage: Eukaryota; Metazoa; Chordata; Chondrichthyes; Orectolobiformes; Hemiscylliidae. The transcript has 26 exons. Gene Ontology annotation, molecular function: chloride channel inhibitor activity; potassium channel inhibitor activity; ATP binding. The record is from RefSeq and is a predicted model, not a curated record. Gene Ontology annotation, biological process: protein phosphorylation; positive regulation of potassium ion import across plasma membrane; intracellular signal transduction.